Mycena indigotica is the source of this 1617-nucleotide messenger RNA. RefSeq lists its product as uncharacterized. Bases 10 to 1617 code for a protein of 535 amino acids. The record is from RefSeq and is a predicted model, not a curated record. Lineage: Eukaryota; Fungi; Basidiomycota; Agaricomycetes; Agaricales; Mycenaceae. The transcript has a single exon.
AACGACUUUAUGGAGGAGGACGAAUACACUUGGGAUUCAGAAGAAGAUGAAGAUUCCGACUCCGAGGACGACAAAUACUACGCUAAGCUGGAGGAUGAAGAACACAACGUGGAGGAGUACUACGCUAAGGCCUCUUUCGCUCUUGGAAUUCGGGGCCCUACCCAAACGGACACGCCGCUGAAUGCCCCUGUCAUCUCCCGUCUCCGAAGCGAAGCAGAAGAGCUUAAUAAAUCUAUCCAUGAACUCAAGACCCAGCUUGCGGCACUUCAAGACCGUCUCGAGGCGAUCGAGGAACAACUCUCGACCGUGGUUUACCCGAUCAACACAGUCCCUCCGGAGAUCAUGUGCAGAAUCUUUGCAGCAGCCGUAUCGCUCAGCCCACCAGCCAAAGUUCCGGUCAUCCUCUUACGAAUCACUUCAGUCUCACAACGGUGGCGAGCUAUUGCUAUUGCAGAGCCCCACCUCUGGACAAAUGCAUCCUUUUUCCUCAAACGCGAAAAGAGCAGUCCACUCUUUGAACUUUUUCUGCAGCGCGCGCAGGGACUGCCGAUCAUCGUCUCCACUCCAAGGGCCCGGCUGCCUCGGGACCUAUUCGAUUCCACUGCACGAUGGAAAGAGGCAGAUCUGGACGCAAUUUCCCUCGGCUUCAAAUGCCCCAUCUCUGGCUUCGACUUUCCUCAUCUCACAAAGCUUACUCUCAAAUUAUCGACAGCUCCGCAGUCAGAUCUGCGCUCCACUUUCCAAAAAGCUAUACACCUCCAAGAGCUGUCUAUCAAUAAUCCCCAGCUGGUCUCACAACUCUCCAUCCCAAUUCAACAGCUGCGUAAAUUGACCAUUCUUUCAAAUUGGCAGGUAUCAUAUUUCGAUGUUAUUUCUCUACUUCCGGAAUUGGUGGCACUGGAAGAGCUUUCACUGAUCGCCGACUUUGUUGGCAUUGACGAUGCGUCCACUCUGAUUAUGCCAUUCUUGUCGACCUUGUCAUUACUCGGGGAGAACACUGCUUCACUUUUGGCUGAUCUUACACUCCCAUCUCUGUCCUCUCUUCACCUCUCGUACUUCCACUGGGGCGAGGCAAGGAAAAUCAUUCACGAAUGCCUCUCCCGUUCCUUGGCCAAUGUCACCUCGCUAGACCUAUCCCUCAUCAACUCGGGCUCUUAUUCCACAGACUACAGUACUAUUCGAGUCCUCUUGUUCUCGCCCUCGUUUGAUAUGACCCGGGAGCUGAUAUUGCCCUUGCUCGAAUUGGAUUCGCGUCAUUCCAAACUUCUUGCGGCAGACCUUGCCCGCCUCGACUUUCUGCCCAAUCUCGAAAUAUUCACCCUCGUCGUACCCCACCCUUCCAGAUACAGGUCCUCGAUGGCGUCCAGGCCGUCUCCCGUUAAGAUUGAGCUACGCCCGUUCCUCGAUGGUCUUGCGAUGCGCGUCGCCAACGCGCUCUCCACCGGGCACACAAUGAAGCUCAGUCAAUUCGUUAUUGAGCAUGCGCCGCAUUCCUUUUGCGACGAAGACAUGUACAGCUUGAGGAAUCUGCAGCAUCACUUGCAGAUCAAGGUUGCAAUGCCCCAUGGAUAUUUUUCGAACAUGGAAUUUAUGGGAAGGUUGACGUCGGGAGCUUGA